This is a messenger RNA of Necator americanus (New World hookworm), 216 nucleotides long. RefSeq lists its product as uncharacterized. Lineage: Eukaryota; Metazoa; Nematoda; Chromadorea; Rhabditida; Ancylostomatidae. The coding region runs from base 1 to 216 and encodes 71 amino acids. The record is from RefSeq and is a predicted model, not a curated record. The transcript is spliced from 3 exons.
AUGUAUCGUGAAUCGAUGGCAAACGGCUUCGCCGCCACGAUUCUCUUCCUGAUAUUCCUGUUUCUCUUGGCCAGGCAUAUUCGAAAGUUGCGAACAGUGGAGGAUGAAUUGCCUACUGUGAAUCCAUCAGCUGGAUUACCUCCGCCGUAUACGAUGCCACCACCGCCUAGCUAUUCGAUUUCCUGGGAACAAAGUGCACUUUUACAACGAUUUUAG